Molecule: messenger RNA, 267 nt
Organism: Mesorhabditis belari
Lineage: Eukaryota; Metazoa; Nematoda; Chromadorea; Rhabditida; Rhabditidae
Source: the annotation of a GenBank genome assembly
AUGAGACUAAUAUUCGCGUUUACCCUAUUCUUUAUGACCGUCCUCUGUGGAGUGAUCCCAACUCAUCAACGACACCGAAGGCAAUCGUUAGACUCCUUUGGGUCAUUUGGAGCCCAAUCGAUGAGCGGAGGUGAUCAGAUGAGCCAGAUGUUCCAGCAACAACAACAACAACAACAACAACAACAACGGAUGCAAUUCGAGAAUCAAUUGAUGACAAACCUGUUGAGGUUCAUCGAGAAGUACAACGCCGAGAACAAGAAUCGACUG